Acytostelium subglobosum LB1 is the source of this 708-nucleotide messenger RNA. RefSeq lists its product as hypothetical. Gene Ontology annotation, biological process: mRNA cis splicing, via spliceosome. Gene Ontology annotation, cellular component: spliceosomal complex; cytosol. Bases 1 to 708 code for a protein of 235 amino acids. NCBI's taxonomy places the organism in Eukaryota, Evosea, Eumycetozoa, Acytosteliales, Acytosteliaceae. The record is from RefSeq and is a predicted model, not a curated record. The transcript is spliced from 2 exons.
AUGAACGAUCAACAUCAACAACAACAGGAGGAGUAUGAAUUAUAUAGAUUGUCCAACGUUACUCUGAUUCGUGGAACUGCUAACCUAGGUCCAGGCGAACUAGUCAUUACCAGCAAGAAUGUAUGUUGGAAGGGAGAGAAGGACCAUCAUAAGAUCACCUUUUAUCAGAUUGGUCUGAGUGCACUGAAGAAGAAUGAGGAUCAAUGUGUAUAUUGUCAAUGCGAUAAACUACCAGAGGAUGUCACUGCAAAUGGAACGAAUGAGGAUGAUGACAAUGAUGAUGAUGAUGACGAUAACAACAAUAACUAUCAUGUAUUCGAGGAUGAGGAUUAUACAGAGCUGAGGUUCAUACCAUCGGACUUGACGAAAUGUAAGAUGGGACUACAGGACGAUGAUGAUGAUGAAGACGAGGAUAUUGACAUGAUGGACAUUGAUUCUGAACAACCUACCUACUAUCCAUUAACUCAACAACAACUAGUGGAUGAGAUAUACGCAAAGUUAUGUCAAGGACAACUGCUCAACCCUGAUCCAGAGGAUGACGACGAAGGCAAUCUAUAUUUUGGUCAACAAGAGGACGACGAUGACGAUGACAUGGAGGAUGAUGACGAGGAAUACGACGAGGACGAAGAAGAAGGUGGCAAUGAUAUGCACGUCAUGAAUCCAAACCAAGUUGAUGAUCUGACACGAUUCCAGAAUGCAGACGAAUGA